Molecule: messenger RNA, 2013 nt
Organism: Caenorhabditis remanei
Lineage: Eukaryota; Metazoa; Nematoda; Chromadorea; Rhabditida; Rhabditidae
Exons: 12
Coding region: 1-2013 (670 amino acids)
Biological process (GO): phosphatidylinositol phosphate biosynthetic process; phosphatidylinositol-mediated signaling
Cellular component (GO): cytoplasm; membrane
Molecular function (GO): 1-phosphatidylinositol 4-kinase activity
Source: RefSeq, a predicted model, not a curated record
AUGAAAUCCGAAAAUGAUGUAGAAUAUACGAUAAAGCAGCCGGAUUUGAAGGAUGCGUCUGUACCAAACGCGGAAAAUGCAGGGAAAUCGACGGAUGAAAUGAUCACAGCGCCCGAUGAUGAUAUCGAGAAGGAGGACGAUGGUGAAAUUGAGGUUGGAAAGGAAAAUAGCAUCAAGCCAACACAUGAUCGACAGAGCUGGACAAUUCGACUCUUAUCAUCUGAUAGCUUUGAUGCAUCGAUGGCAGUCGAGUACUUGAACUCGAUUCAGGAUAAACCCAGUCUCACUUUUCUUGGAAAGCGACUGUUCGAUUUGCCGGAGAAAGACUUGGAUUUCUACCUCCCCCAGCUGAUGUAUCUCUACGUCACCAAAGUCGACGCGGCUAGUGUUUCUCAUGCUUAUAUUGAAGAGAGACACAAAAACGACGCUCAAUUCACCGUGUUGUGCAUCUGGCUUCUCAACUGCUUCACUCGAAACGUGCCAAACAAGUAUGAGAAUCACGCACUGAUGCUGAAAAGCUUGCUCAGCAAAACAAAUAGUCCCGGGUCAAGCAUUGAGAGUAUGAACAUAUUGUCACUGGAUCGACUAGAAGAGACAAAUUGGACAGUUGGUUCGACAUAUGGCAAAUACAACGGGAAUUUCUAUCAUUCGGAGGUGCAAAGUCAGUCGACAGCUCUCAAUGCGACACUGGACUCGUACGAGAAACCUCGUUACGGACCAAUCAGCUCGCAAAUCCUGACGAAUCAACAAAACUUCAUCGGCCGACUUGUGUUUAUUGGUGUAAAACUGACACAACAACACUUGUUCAGUUCGAAACAAGAGAAGACAAUUGCGUUACAAUCAGAGCUGAAUAUGUUGAAUUCUAUGCUGCCUACAGCAGUGUGGAUUCCAUUUGACUUUGAGAAUACAAUUUUUAACAUUUGUGUUGAUGAAAGUGCAGUGUUGAAUAGCAAGGAUAAGGUGCCAUAUGUGUUUUUCGCAGAGGUUGUUCGGUCUUCACCCCACUACAACAACGUCAAAACACCUGCAUCGUUGGAUCAAAAGAUGAAAAGAUCACAAAGUGAGAGUAUCUUGCUGAAAAACAAGAGCUAUCACGACUCAACGGACCCUUCGAUUGCAGUUUUUGCCGAGUCUUGGGCGGAAAAGAAGUCUCGGAUUAGAGGAUCGAGUCGUUAUGAAAACCACCAGAAAUGGGAUUUAAUUCCAGUAAUAGUCAAAACCGGCGAUGAUCUGUCACAAGAAGCAUUUGCUCAACAACUUUUGUUUACAUUCAAGGAUCUCUGGCAAGAGGAAGGAGUUCCCUUAUAUCUGCGACCUUACAAAAUUGUGUGCAUCGGAUCUGACGCUGGAUUAAUUGAACCUGUUCUUGACACAUUGUCUCUCCACCAAAUCAAACGCCACCUUACAAACCUGUUCCGCAUGAAUGGAAACCCUGCAACACCCUUGCUGAAGCAUCAUUUUGAGAAUGUAUUUGGUCCUGUAAAUAGUGAAACUUAUGUGAAUGCUCAGAAGAACUUUAUUCAAAGCACUGCGGCCUAUAGUCUUGUCAGCUACUACUUACAACUGAAGGACCGUCAUAAUGGCAACAUUUUAUUGGAUAUGGAAGGCCAUUUGAUCCAUAUUGAUUACGGGUUCUUGCUUUCAUCGUCCCCGAGGAAUCUUGGCUUUGAAACUGCGCCAUUUAAAUUGACAACUGAAAUUAUUGAUGUGAUGGGAGGAAUAGACAGUGAUAUGUUCCUAUAUUUCAAGAGUUUGCUGCUCCGUGGACUCAUGGCUGCCAGAAAACACCAUCGUCGUAUUGUAUCUCUUGCUGAAAUUAUGUCUUCGGGUUCCAAAAUGCAAUGCUUCCGCGCUGGAGCCGAGACAGUCCGAGCACUCGAGGCACGAUUCCAUGUGAGCAGCACUGAUGAACAACUCCAACAACUGGUCGAUACUCUUGUAGAAGGUUCCCGGGAUAGUUACACAACACGGUUCUAUGACUCAUUCCAGUAUUAUACUAAUGGAAUUCAUUGA